Medicago truncatula (barrel medic) is the source of this 2324-nucleotide messenger RNA. RefSeq names its product glycerol-3-phosphate dehydrogenase [NAD(+)] GPDHC1, cytosolic. Bases 366 to 1742 code for a protein of 458 amino acids. Gene Ontology annotation, biological process: carbohydrate metabolic process; glycerol-3-phosphate catabolic process. The record is from RefSeq and is a predicted model, not a curated record. Lineage: Eukaryota; Viridiplantae; Streptophyta; Magnoliopsida; Fabales; Fabaceae. Gene Ontology annotation, cellular component: cytosol. The transcript is spliced from 5 exons. Gene Ontology annotation, molecular function: NAD binding; glycerol-3-phosphate dehydrogenase [NAD(P)+] activity.
AACAUCAGUACGCUUGGACAUAACGACAACACACCCACCCGUACCUGUUUCUUCUGUUUUUUAUUUUAUUUUUUUGCUUGUUGCUGUUAAUUCCAAAGUUGUUAUUGACACGCUUUGUAAUUCACGCUUACAUAUAUAUGUUGCUUCUUCCUCUCUCCAUUGUCGUUUUAGAUUCGUAAAUUUUGAUCCUUUUUCUCUUUAAUGCAUGUUUAAAACCUUCUUCAUUUCCCUUUCUUUCUUAGUUUGCAUUAAUGGGGUUUGUUAUUUGUAGUUAAGAAUUCAUGUUUUUGGAAGAUUGUGGUUUUUGGGUAUUCAAAUUCUGAUAAUUCAAACUUGAAAGCAAGCUUAAUUUGUUGGGAUCAAAUAUGAACCAUCAUGGAUACUCAAAUGGUUCUCUUCAAAGUGUAAAUGGUAAUUUUGAAGAGAAGCUUGAUGAGCUUAGAAACCUAAUGGGGAAAGUUGAUGAUGAUCCAUUGAGAAUAGUUUGUGUUGGAGGUGGUGCUUGGGGUAGUGUGUUUACAGCUAUGUUACAAGAUGCUUAUGGUAGUUUUAGAGAUAAGGUUUUGAUUAGGAUAUGGAGAAGACCAGGAAGAGCGGUUGAUAGAGCCACGGCUACGCAUUUGUUUGAAGUGAUCAAUUCGAGGGAGGAUGUGUUGAGGAGGUUGAUUAGGCGGUGUGCGUAUUUGAAAUAUGUCGAGGGAAGAUUAGGUGAUAGGGUUCUUCAUGCAGAUGAGAUUUUGAAAGAUGGGUUUUGUUUGAAUAUGGUUGAUACACCUGUUUGCCCUUUGAAGGUUGUGACGAACUUACAGGAAGCUGUAUGGGAUGCUGACAUUGUGAUUAACGGCUUGCCAUCGACAGAAACCCGUGAGGUGUUUGAAGAAAUUAGUAAGUAUUGGAAAGAGAGAAUCACAGUUCCUGUCAUUAUUUCUUUGGCUAAGGGUGUGGAGGCUGAAUUGGUUCCUGAGCCGCGGAUCAUAACACCUACGCUAAUGAUCAGUCGAGCAACUGGAGUCCCCAUUGAAAAUAUUCUCUAUCUUGGAGGUCCUAACAUUGCCUCUGAGAUUUACAACAAAGAAUAUGCAAAUGCUCGAAUAUGUGGAGCAGAAAAAUGGAGGAAACCAUUGGCAAAGUUUUUGAGGCAGGCACACUUUAUAGUGUGGGACAAUGUUGAUCUUGUUACUCAUGAAGUUAUGGGUGGAUUAAAGAAUGUAUAUGCUAUUGGAGCAGGGAUGGUAGCUGCUUUAACGAACGAAAGUGCCACCAGCAAAUCAGUCUACUUUGCUCACUGCACAUCAGAGAUGAUUUUUAUCACUCAUCUAUUGGCAGAAGAACCAGAGAAACUUGCAGGCCCUCUCUUGGCUGAUACUUAUGUAACCUUGUUGAAAGGUCGUAAUGCAUGGUAUGGACAAAAAUUGGCCAAAGGGGAAUUGAGCCUUGAAAUGGGUGACAGCAUCAAGGGCAAGGGGAUGAUUCAGGGAGUCUCUGCUGUUAAAGCAUUCUAUGAGCUACUAAGUCAGUCCAGCUUAAAUGUCUUAGAUCCUGAAGAAAAAAAGCAUGUCGCCCCUGUCGAGCUUUGUCCCAUCUUGAAGAUGUUAUAUAAGAUACUAAUACUAAGGGAAUAUCCAGUACAGGCUAUACUUCAAGCAUUACGAGAUGAGACCAUGAACGAUCCUCGAGACCGUAUUAAGAUUGCACAGAGCCAUGUGUUUUACCGGCCAUCUCUUCUUGGUCAGCAGCCUUAGAAUCCUCGUCUCUUGUGGGUUUUGCAGAUGAUUUUCACAAUUGCUUAAUGUAACUCUGAGUAUCUGUGUGCUGCUUCAUACCCACCUCACCAAAAGUUUAUGGUCAUUAAAGUGAGUAUUUGUCGCACGAGCGCACAGUCUAUAGAUGCAACCAAUCAAAAGUUCAAGAUUAAUUAAAAUAAUAUUAAAAUGAUAUCAGAAAUUGCAUGAGAGUUAUUUUAAUAAUAUUUUGAAUUUUAAUUGGUUGUGUCUAUUGCUACUGGAUUCAUGCCAGAAUUCCUUCAACAAAGUUGUCGUGGUGUUUAAAUGUUGAACUCCGUUGUUCAAUUCAGGCAAACUUCAGAAAAGGCACUUAUUGUAUUUUAUUAAGUUUAUACUUGCCUAUAUAUAGUUAUCGGUAUAACUGGCUUUAGUUAUCCAGUAUGUGAGUUAGUUUUCUGUUAUCGAAUUCGGUCAGAGUUAGUUAUAGUUGAGUGAGUAGCUUUUUUCUUCUCAUAGAAGCUCUAUAUAUAAAAGUACAAUUUGUAAUUGUAAUUUUCAUUUUUCAAUUGAUCAAGAAAUGAGGAUCAAAGUUUUCUCAUA